Brugia malayi is the source of this 1548-nucleotide messenger RNA. It is a transcript of the gene Bma-fzy-1, whose product is annotated as cell division cycle protein 20 homolog (p55CDC), putative. NCBI's taxonomy places the organism in Eukaryota, Metazoa, Nematoda, Chromadorea, Rhabditida, Onchocercidae. The transcript is spliced from 12 exons. Gene Ontology annotation, cellular component: anaphase-promoting complex. Bases 1 to 1548 code for a protein of 515 amino acids. Gene Ontology annotation, biological process: positive regulation of anaphase-promoting complex-dependent catabolic process; positive regulation of ubiquitin protein ligase activity; anaphase-promoting complex-dependent catabolic process. The record is from RefSeq and is a predicted model, not a curated record. Gene Ontology annotation, molecular function: protein binding; anaphase-promoting complex binding; ubiquitin ligase activator activity.
AUGCCAUUUAAAGAUUCGACGAACAAAACACCACGUCGCCAUCAAAAUGAUAAUUCUCGAAUAAAUAAUAGUAAAACUCCAAAAAGUGCUAAGAAGGAAAAUCAUUCUAUGUCACAGAAGACUCCAAGUCACAGUUCAAAUAUAUCAUUUAACAAAUCAAAAGGUGGUUUGAAGAAGCGUGAACUUACACCUUCUAGAAAUCCCAAUUAUAGUGGUGUUGGUGGUGGUGAUCGAUUCAUACCAAAUCGAAGUGAAACGCAAUUUGAAUUUGCAAAUCAUUGCCUUGUUAAUCAUAAUUCUGAGAGUGAUUCACUUUUAAACGUAUCAGCAUCUGCACCAACCAGUCCAUCAAGAGCUGAAAGAGCUUACAUGAUAAAAAUGAUGCGCGCUAAAUCAGCAAACGAUGUGGAUACUAGCAUUGAGGAAAGAAUUCUGUGCUAUAAAAAGGGCGAAGCACCACUGCCACCAUUAGGUUACACAAUUCAGCCAAAGGUGCUUUAUACAUCAAGCACUUUAAGACCAUCUGGAAGUGUUAGCAAAGGAUUACGCUAUAUACCUAAUAGCCCGGAACGCAUCCUGGAUGCACCAAAUUUUAUGGAUGAUUACUAUAUGAAUGUGAUUCAUUGGAGCUGUGAUAAUGUUAUUGCUGUCGCCUUAACUUAUGCUCUCUAUCUAUGGAAUGCUUCUACUGGAGAGAUUGUUACACUUUUUGAAUUACCAGAAGAAUCUGGUAAUUAUAUCACAUCAGUUCAAUGGGCAGAACAAAACUCGAUUUUGGCAGUUGGACUUUCAAAUGGAUUUGUCAAGUUAUUCGACCCUACAAGAGAAAAUUCUUUGCUACGAACAAUGCAGUGUCAAAUAAGUCGUGUAGGAUGCUUAGCUUGGCGUCAGCAUGUACUUUCUGCCGGUUGUCGGUCAGGACGAAUUUACCAUCAUGAUGUUCGUAUUCGGAAUUUUCAAAUUGGAACAUUUCCGGGACAUGGACAAGAAGUUUGUGGUCUUGUAUGGAGUAAUGAUGGUCACUAUCUUGCCAGUGGCGGAGGUGACAAUCUGGUUAAAAUUUGGGAACCUUCAAUGCUGACAACUGAAGAUCCGGAAUCACUGUAUAGCUUCAGCGAUCAUCUCGCAUCGGUGAAAGCAAUUGCAUUUAAUCCUCAUCAAGCACAUUCGUUAGCAACUGGUGGUGGUACAGUUGAUCGGACGAUAAAAUUCUGGAAUCUUGCUAGUGGAACAUUAUGUCACAGUCAGGAUACUGAUAGUCAGGUUAAUGCACUAGCAUUUACAUCGAACUAUAAGGAAUUAAUUAGUGGUCAUGGAUAUCCUGGUAAUGAUCUAAAAAUAUGGAAGUAUCCGUCGAUGAAUUGUCUUAAGGUGCUGACUGGGCAUACCGAACGCAUUUUGGGCUUAACAAUCUCCCCAUGUGGACAGUAUGUUAUGAGUGCAUCUAGUGACGAAAGUCUUCGUCUUUGGUGGUGCUUCAAAGUUGAUAAAAGUGCUAAACUAAAAUCAGGAACAAAAAGUUCCCGUUUGGUACAGUCUGUCCGUUAA